Molecule: messenger RNA, 2382 nt
Organism: Spea bombifrons (plains spadefoot toad)
Lineage: Eukaryota; Metazoa; Chordata; Amphibia; Anura; Pelobatidae
Exons: 1
Coding region: 377-982 (201 amino acids)
Source: RefSeq, a predicted model, not a curated record
UGUCAGUUUAUUUUCUUGGGAGCUGCAGCUCAUCGUUAGAGGAAGCGGCUUUAUUUCCAAGAGAGAGUCUGGCCCGUGUUAAAACUCUGUUAAUCGGCUCAAGGUAAUUUGCUACAGAGUCAAGAAAAGAGAGAAUUGGCUCGAAUCAACGCAGCUUUCCGUUUGAGCUAAGGCCGACAGAGGACAGGAUGAGGAGCAACUGGCGGUGAUGCAACGCAGCCUGCAGGAAAAAGAUCGAGCUGAGGGGCAAGGAAGCGAUGAAGGGAGAAGGCAAUAACAAACACGCUUAAGUCAUAUUAUUUGACUGCACAGUGUUCUGUAGAGCGCCUUCAAAACGGAUCGGACAGUGGAGCAUAGGGGUAAAGCAAGGGGCAUCAUGAAGGACAAAGACUUCAUGCCCAAUGUGGAAAGAGGUAAACCAGCAACAUAUACUGGUGACAAAAAAGCAAGAAUGGCAGCAAAGACCAACCAAAAAUGGGUGAGACUAGCAACAGUCUUUGCAUAUGUUCUCUCUGUAUCAAUGGCAGCUAUAAUUCUUGCUAUUUACUACAGCCUAAUAUGGAUGCCAGUGAGAUCUAGUGGAAGUAACAGCAGCAAUGCCAACCUGAGUCAGGAGGUGUCCGUUGUGUCUCACAACGAAACCAUGUUCACUCAGCCAGAGGUCUCAGAGUCUAUUGGCACUGGCUUGACAACAGGCACUAUGAAGGGGCCCAGCCGUGAAAAGAGAUCACAUGCGAUAAGAGUAAGAUCUAAGAGUGUUCAGCAACCACCGGAGGAUAUACUCAAGGAGGGAAUGCCUGGAUACUCAAGUUUUAAGGGAAUGGUGCAGUCAAUGGGAACACAGGAAGGCAUGGUUCAAGAGGAGGACCGAGACUCUGAUAAGGCUGGAGUGGCUGAAGAGGAUACGGACAAGGAUGUUUGGCCAGAGAAACAUCCAAUCAGUCUAGAGAAAAUAAGGCCACAAGGUCACCACCGGAGAUAACCAAAGAUUGGUUAUCUUUGAGGAGUUUGCUUUGCAGAUAAAGGAACUGUUGUAUACGUAUAUGCAUGACGAUGUUGGUGUCACUAUUACACACUGCCAACAAGGCCUGCAAAACAUCUGGCCAAUCACUCGAUAAAAGGAUUAAAGUUGUCUCUUUGGACCAAAAUGAGCUAAUGACUGAUCUGUCUUUUUCGUCUUGCAUUUCAAGUCUCCUCCUAUUCUCUGUUAACUUUGGCUGGCUCAGUGUUUAGAGAAAAGGUUUACACAUACAUUAAAGGUGUAAAAGGUUGGAGAACACAAUAUCUCCUUUGUACCCCAAAUCAUCCUGCUACAAAUGUCAACAUUCUUAAGUGAUGACACCCAUUCAAUUAUUCUUUGAUUGUUUUUGUAAAAUCAACAUCGCUCAGUUUGGUCUUAAGGUAACGUGCAACUUCGUGGUACCUUUCUGGUAGAGAUACGGCUUCAGACAGAAAGCAGAACUGUUUCUUAGUUUGCUGUGUGGACCUUAUGUUAGGAGUCUUAAAAACGAAUGUGCUAAGACAUCACAUGUAGAAUUAUGUAGGAAUUGUCCAUCAUUGCCUUAAAUAUUCUGUUCUAGUAAUAUCCGGACUGGACUAAUGACAGUGACAUGCUUAACCCAUUGAUUGUUUGAUGAAUAUGUACAAAGAUAUUUGCAAGAUUAGCAUUUAAAAGUAAAAGAUUUCUUGACUUUUUAAGCAAAUAACUGAUUUAUGAUUGUGAUAUGUCUAUACUAUACUAUUUUCGCAAAUAUACACUUUAAUCAAAAUAUUUAAACAGCACACAAAAUUGUUUAUUCUUUAAAAUAAUGUCACUGUUAUUAUGUCAGUUGAUGUCAGACCAUAUUCACAUAUUCAAAUAAUGAUAUUGAGAUUUUUUUUAAUUAACAUAUAUAUAUAUGUCACAAAACGUUUAUUUCACACAAACACUAUAGCACCACAUUUUUCUGAUACACGUACAUUUUGUGCAGGGAGUAGAGCUCAGGUAUGUAAACAAUUGUACACAUAUGUAUAUAGAAAGUGUACAGUGUAUAUAGUUUGCAUACAUGUAUAAGAAAUGCACAAUGCUUUUAAAUUAUAUAGGUAAUGUUACAAAGGAUCAGUCCUAUGAAGACAAAGUGACCUCAUGUAUGUGAUAUCUUUAAUGAGCUUAACGAUCUUGUGUAGAAUGAUUGGUAAUUAAUUUAAAUGGUUGAUCUUGCAUAUGAGAAAGGGAUCCGCUACAUGUAAACAUGCUUACUAGGUUGUAUUGUUGUAAUAACAGUGAUAAUUUGAUAAAACAAGGAGUGGAGCUAAUGGUAGCGGCGUGAUUUGUUCAUGACAUCAACAAUUCUAUAUGAAAGGUGAUUGGCUUGAUUUUUAUACAAUAAAAGAUAGACAAAA